AUGGGUUCCGAUCCUCAGUACGCGAAGUGGCCGCUGCUGCCGCUCUCGCAGCACGUCUUCACCCUCACAAACGCCUAUGCCUCGAAGCAGUCGCAGCAGGUCGCCCUCAAGGCUCUGCAGGAUGCCAUCGCCGAGGACAAGAUGGCUCCAUUUUACCGCUACCUGGCGCACCCUAUCGACGGUAUCCUCAACCAGGUCGGCGAGGGCGGCGCCUCAGGCCCCGGCAAGCCGCUCAGCCGCAAGUCCUCCCUCGUUGGCAUGAUUGCUACCAAAGCUGCGCACAGCGUCCACCUGCCCUGGGACGAGGCUCUGUACGCGCGCUUAAAGGAGGAAAACGAUAAGGAGCUAGCACAACUUCAGAAGGAGGAGGACGAGGCGGAGGAGCAGGCUGGCGAGACGGAAGUGUUGGCCGCCAAGGGUAAGCGGGCCGACUUUUGGGCUCGCGUGGGCGACAAGGAGAAAGCAAUCACAGCGUACGACGACGUUUUCGAAAAGACUGGCAUCCUCGGUAGCAAAAUCGACCUCGUUCUCGCGAUAAUACGCAUGGGCUUGUUCUAUGGCGACAAACAGCUUGUCAAGAAGUACAUUGAGCGCGCAAAGGGCCUCGUCGAGACUGGUGGCGACUGGGACCGCCGAAACCGCCUCAAGGCCUACGAGGGCCUCUACCUCCUCACCGUCCGAUCCCACAGCGCCGCCGCACCCCUCCUCCUCGACUCGCUGUCAACCUUUACCAGCUACGAGCUCUGCACGUACUCGAAUCUGGUCGUCUACUCCGUCCUAGCCGGCUCCGUCUCGCUGAAGCGCGUAGACUUCAAGUCCAAGGUGGUCGACGCGCCCGAGAUCAAGGCCAUCCUCGGCGACGGCGAGGACAAGCUGCUCGCGCUCAGCGGCGCGCUGAGCGCCGGCCCUGGCGCCGACGACACCCCCGGCACCAACACCCCCAAGGCCGCCACGGCUACGACGACGGCAGUCAACCUGGCGACGCUGGGAUCGAGCACCGAGCAGCCCGAGGCGGAGGCAGCCAUUGACUUCUCGCCACUUGCGCUCCUCGUCAGCAGCUUGUACAACGGCAACUACAAGACGUUUUUCCAGUCGCUGGCCUCCGUAGAGGAGCAGUUCCUCAACCAGGACCGCUACCUGCACAAGCACAAGACGUGGUUCAUCCGCGAGAUGCGCCUCCGCGCGUACCAGCAGCUCCUCCAGAGUUACCGCGUCGUCGGCCUCGACAGCAUGGCUAAUGACUUUGGCGUCACAGUUGACUUCUUGGACCGUGAUCUCGCCCGCUUUAUUGCCGCCGGCCGCAUUCCCUGCACGAUUGAUCGCGUGUCCGGCAAGGGUGUCAUCGAGACGAACCGACCGGACGAUAAGAACAAGCAGUACCAGGACGUUGUCCGACAGGGCGACCAGCUUAUUACAAAACUGCAAAAGUACGGACAGGCAGUGCGACUCCGUGGCAGCGAGAGGACAUAG
Messenger RNA from Cordyceps fumosorosea ARSEF 2679, 1470 nucleotides. RefSeq names its product proteasome regulatory particle, non-ATPase-like protein. The transcript has 3 exons. Gene Ontology annotation, cellular component: proteasome regulatory particle. NCBI's taxonomy places the organism in Eukaryota, Fungi, Ascomycota, Sordariomycetes, Hypocreales, Cordycipitaceae. The coding region runs from base 1 to 1470 and encodes 489 amino acids. Gene Ontology annotation, biological process: proteasome-mediated ubiquitin-dependent protein catabolic process. The record is from RefSeq and is a predicted model, not a curated record.